AUGGCCGAUUAUGCAGAGCUCGAGCUCAAGACUUUUGAACUUUCUAGUAGCGAUUCCAAUGCGUCUUUAUCCGUGACUUCCCUUGCAUUAAUAUCUGGUCCUCCUAUUUCCCAACACCAUUCCGAAGAGCUUUACCAGUUGAUUCGGUCAAAGCAGCUGUGGCUCAUAUCUCCGGGCGUCUGCCGAAUACAGAUAUCCAUGGUAUCAAACGAAAGCGAUGUCGGGUUCCUGGAACAUCUAGCCGAUGCAAUUUGCCAGUGUUCUGUCUGGGCUGCCCUCGGACUCACAAUCAAGCAAGAGGAUAUACAAUAUCAGCCCCUAUACGACGGCGCGCCAAACCUCUAUUUUAUUGUUGAACAUCCUCAGAAGUCAUCUAUACUCAUCUCACCCCCACAUUGUCCUACUGCUCAAUUCAAUGGGAUAGAGUGUCUUUUCCGCUAUCAAUCGGAGGAAAACACAGUUUCUCAUGCUACCACGGAGCAAUACGAUAUAUGUGAUACGGACAUGGGCGACUACUCUCACGAGACUACAUUACAACUUGAAGAUUCAAGUCCCAUACAUACUCCCUACAGAGAUGAGAUGUCGGGUAACUAUUGGAGUGGUCUAAUAGUUGAUACGCACAUAAACCGAACUCAGCAACGAUGGGAUGAUGCAGCUUAUUUUGCUCAAAUGGCUCUACAUGUAACCAUUGGGGUAAAAAAGCGUAUGCAUGGUUUGCGACUAUUCCAACUCGAUGACAGACCUUCACUACUCGAAUUAGCCCCUGCUAUUUGGAAUGCUCGCUAUCUUGAGGCGGUGACCUCUCAUGUUGCCAAUUUCCCUAUUAUUUCGAAUAUCCUAGCAACUUCUUCUCGGGGUCAAUCGCCAUCUCUCAGACAGAAGAGCGCGAGACUUCUAUUAGAUAACAUACAUCCUGAAAAGGUCCAGGACGGUGAAGAGCCAGAUGGGGGCCUAAAUAUUUAUCGGAGUUCCAUCCAGCAAAGGCUUUGGGGUUUAUUGCAAACAACGCUAAAGCCGACGACUCGAAUAAAGAACGGUGACUUAAGCGUUAAUUCAUGGAAAGGUGGAACUACUAAUGAAGAUUUCGAGUUUAUGUCAAUGGAAACGGAUGGCCUUGAUGAAUUUGAAAUUGGUCUAGUCGACGAUACAGACGGCGAUAAUCUUGGUUUUGACGAAUUCUUUGACGGUGGCGGUCAAUUGCAUAAAUUUAUGGCAUGUCAUCAAAUCGAGGAUCCUGACAGUGACUCCGGCAUGGUAACGGAACAUCAGCAACGGUGGCAGAGGAGAGAAGUCCUCCAUCUAGAAGCUUUUCACGCAGGAGAAGAAGCUCAGUCUGAAGAGCCUGGACAUCAAUCGGAUCCGAGCCUGUCGGAUUCGUUCCGAAGCCAACCCCAGUCAAGUCACAGAGAACUACUCGAUAUAUCAACUGACAAUCAAUAUUAUCCACACGAUUUUACGGAGUCCAUUAUCAAUAUCGAUGAUCUAUGCUCAUCUAACGAUUUACGUACCGUUGAGACUGUCUAUGGGGACUCGUAUGAGCUUCCAUAUAACUCAGAAAAUAUAUCCAGGGACGACGGCUAUUAUACCACAUGGUCAGACAAGGCAAUAAUAGAUGGGAAUAAUUAUCUGGACGAAGAAAUGGAUUAUCAGGCUCCACAAAUGUAUGAAUAUUGA
Molecule: messenger RNA, 1674 nt
Organism: Annulohypoxylon maeteangense
Lineage: Eukaryota; Fungi; Ascomycota; Sordariomycetes; Xylariales; Hypoxylaceae
Exons: 3
Coding region: 1-1674 (557 amino acids)
Source: RefSeq, a predicted model, not a curated record